AUGAAAUAGAAGGAGAUGAUGAUAACGAACUUGAAGAAGAUGAUCCUCCGUCAGCUGAACUGAGAUUUGUACCUGACGACAAAUCAGCAUGUAUGUACUCAAGUUAUUUUGUUGUGCGGUCGAAAAGAACAGGCAGCAUUUCAAAAACCCAAUGGACCUUAGAAGUGCUUACGUCACAUAAUUUUCAAGCAAUGAAUUAUUGACCCAAACGUAUCCCACAAUGCAAUGUACAUUCCAGAAGUCCUCUGUGUUAAAAAUUGCAUGACGUAAGUACUUCUAAUGUCUAUUGACUUAAAACAAGGUUUAGAAUUUUGUAAUAAUGCUUCCCUAAAGCUACAGAUUAGAAAGAACAAAAAAUCAAGCAUUUGGCGAAAAUAUAGAAUAGUGCAAUAAUGGUAAUCUGAUAGGGGUUACAGUACUAGCUUUCAUGCAGCUAAGUGCUAAUGCAAGGGAAUGAUGCUCAAACAGAAUUUUGUUGAAGGCUUGCUAAGGCACCUCACCCAUGCCUGAUCACAGAGCACUGUUUGGUAUUUAGUAAGGGAGGAAAACCAGAGUAACUGAAGAAUACCCCUCGAAACACAGGAGAUACACAUUAAAUAAGCGCGAAUCGUCGUCCAUGGUCAGUGCAGUUAUUAAUUUUCCCUCAACCCACAGUGACGAGAUUUACGAUAGAUCAAGGAUAUAUAUUUGUUAGCACCUGGAAAUUUACAUAUAACUUCUCUUCAUUAAAUAUUACAUAAUAUGAAGGUGCAAGCUAACUGUAAUAACCUUGUAGGGUUAGACGAGACAGUUAGGAUUCUCGGAGGUAGAUUUCGAAAAAUUUCCACCCUAGGUGAACCCAAUGUUAAAUGCGUGAAGAUUAUCAUGGGCGAUAUUUAUAUUCAGUAAUCCACAAGGCGCUAGCAUCAACGUGGAUAACGACCUCAUUGUCACUACAGCGUUGUCAAAUGUGAAAUAUACAAGUACAGUAGGCCAUUACAAUUCAAUUUUCAAAAUAGUGGACACUGAUAAAAACUUUUCUUUUCCAGUAAAUGAUAUAUACGCUGCCAUAUGUGACUGUCAAGUAUUACAUCCAGACGAACAGGAACAGUUAGAGGACGAAAUGGCAGGUAAAAUGUUUGGCACUCAACAUGAAGCUAAUUGGAAAAGUAAAAUACUGCAGUUUAGCAAAAAAUACUUGUUCAUUAAGACCAAUGACGUCAUAGUAGGUCAUACCGUGUUCAGAACAAAAACGUGGCUCCUUAAAAUUGGUGUUUAA
Messenger RNA from Paramuricea clavata, 1258 nucleotides. Lineage: Eukaryota; Metazoa; Cnidaria; Anthozoa; Malacalcyonacea; Plexauridae. The record is from the annotation of a GenBank genome assembly.